UUUUUUUUUGGUAUAAGUGUUACUAAAAUGACAUUUAUUUAAAAAAAAUAUUUUUACUUAUAAAAUUUUUAAUUAAAUAUCUUAGAACAUCUUUUAUAUUUAAUUAGUUAUGUUGAAAAAUCUUACUAAUAAAUGAAUUUAAGGUCAUAGUUAUUUUCCAAGAAUGUUAAAUUCCAUAGACCGUGACCGUUGGUGCAAUUAUAGACUCGAGAGAAAGUGAUCAGAGUACAAGGUAGACCCAGUUGAAGUAUAACUGAAUAAGAUGUCUUUUUUACGAGGUUCUACAAAUUAUGUGUGGUGUACAACAAGUGUACUUGGUAAAGGUGCUACAGGUGCUGUUUACCAAGGUGUUAAUAAGCAUAAUGGAGAACCUGUUGCUGUUAAAACUUUUAAUCAACUUAGCCACAUGCGGCCUCUUGAUGUACAAAUGCGAGAAUUUGAAGUUCUUGAAAAAGUCAAACAUGAAAAUAUUGUUAAAUUAUUAGCUAUUGAGGAAGAACAUGAAAGUCGUGGAAAGGUUAUUGUUAUGGAACUUUGUACUGGGGGAAGUUUAUUUACAAUACUUGAUGAUCCUGAAAAUACAUAUGGCUUACAAGAAGAUGAAUUUUUAUUAGUUUUAGAACACUUAACUGCUGGAAUGAAACAUUUACGAGAUAAUAAUUUGGUUCAUAGAGAUCUUAAGCCUGGAAAUAUUAUGAAAUUUAUCAAUGAUGAUGGUCGACCAAUUUAUAAGUUGACAGAUUUUGGAGCUGCUAGAGAACUACAUGAAGAUCAAGAAUUCAUGUCACUUUAUGGAACUGAAGAGUACCUUCAUCCACAUAUGUAUGAACGAGCAGUUUUAAGAAAGCCUGUAGCAAAAACAUUUGGCGCCACAGUUGAUCUAUGGUCGAUUGGUGUUACAUUAUAUCAUGUGGCAACUGGAAAUUUACCAUUUAGGCCAUAUGGUGGACGUCGAAACAAAGAAACAAUGCAUUACAUAACUACUGAAAAAGCAUCUGGAGUUAUUUCUGGAGUUCAAACAUCUGAAAAAGGUUCUAUUACGUGGAGUAGAGAAUUACCCAAAAACUGUCAGUUAAGUAAUGGUUGUAAAAAGUUGAUAACUCCAAUACUUGCUGGUCUUUUAGAAUUAGAACCUCAAAGAAUUUGGAGCUUUGAAAAAUUUUUUACUGAAGUUACAAAAACAUUAGAUAGAAAACUUUUACAUAUUUUUCAUACUAAUCGUAUUCAAAAUAUUAGAGUAUAUUUACAUCCUGAUGAAACAUAUGAAAGACUUCAAUAUCUUAUUCAAGAACAAACAGAGAUAUCUCCUAGUAAUCAAAUACUUUUGUAUAAAUCUACAUACUUACUAUCUGAAGUUGGUUAUGAUCUCCCUGGAAGAUCAUAUAAACCAACUGAAACUCAUAAGCCUAUACUUUUAUUUAGCAAAGAGAAUAACAAUAUUACAUUAACAUUAGAUGGUGAUCUACCUAAUUUCCCAAAGUUUCCAGAUAUGUCUUUACCAAAACUUACAUCUGUAGAUAGUGAUGCAGGGUUAGCUAAAACUGCUUGUAGUGUUGGACAUGUCUGUAAAAAACGUAUUGAAAAAUUAUCUCAAAAUAGCCAAUUAAUUAGUAAAUCUGUCCAAGUUUUCACAAAAGUUGUAACAGAUAAAUUAAGAAAUGUUUUAGCUAAAAGUGAAAACUUGCAAAAUAUGUUAAAAUGUUCUAAAUACAUAGUAGAAGUUUCUUUAAGAAGUCACAAAAGUAUGAAUAAUAUGAUUGGUAUUAAAAAUACUUUCAUUAACAUUAAAGAAGAAUUAGAAGCAUAUAGUGAUGAAUUAAAUAACAGUCUAAGCUUAGCUAUACAACAGUUAUAUCAGCGUUAUGUUAAAGAAAAAACAUUGACUAGAGAAUGGCAUGCAGCAACAAGAGCUCUUAAGUGUCCAAAUAAAUACAGAGCACCUGCUAGAAUAAAAACACUCGUAGAAAGAUUAAGAGAUUCAUGGCAGCAUUUGCUUAGAGAUCGUGCUACUAGAAGUUUAACUUAUAAUGAUGAACAAUUUCAUGUAUUGGAAAUAAUUAAGGUAACUGAAACAAGUCGGCGUGCUCGAACAUUAUUAGAAAAUGAAGUUCAAUCUAUUGUUACACAAUUAGCUGAUUGUAUGGCUGACUGGUAUAAAAUGGCUCAAACUGUAUUUUUACAAGCACAGAUACUUGACAAAGAUUUUGAUACUUUUGAGCAUAAACUUUACAAUUUUAUUGAACAUGCAAAUGAAGUAGAUGAAACUUUUCACAAUGGAUUAAUAAAUGUAGCUAAAGUUAAAUUUACUUCAAGCGGUACUAAACAUGCAGGGCGUAUUAGUGUGCAAGAUAUCCAAGCCCUUAGAGCAAGUUUGAAAGGUUUACGUGAUUUUGAUGAUCUUGUAUCAGAUAUAAAAAGUAAUAAUGAAAUGCUCAAACAUAUAGGAGACACUAAUAAGUUACGUGAUUGUUAGAGUUAUAAAAUUUUUAAUAUUUAUUUAUUUUACUUUUGUAAAUAUUUUAGUUUAACUGAACAAAGUCUUCUUAAUAAAAUACAAAUAAAAUUUAAAAAAUUUAUUUAGAUGUUAUAUUAUCAUGUAAUA
Messenger RNA from Daktulosphaira vitifoliae (grape phylloxera), 2602 nucleotides. It is a transcript of the gene IKKepsilon, whose product is annotated as serine/threonine-protein kinase TBK1. The transcript has 4 exons. Bases 263 to 2473 code for a protein of 736 amino acids. Gene Ontology annotation, cellular component: cytoplasm. The record is from RefSeq and is a predicted model, not a curated record. Lineage: Eukaryota; Metazoa; Arthropoda; Insecta; Hemiptera; Phylloxeridae. Gene Ontology annotation, molecular function: protein serine/threonine kinase activity; ATP binding. Gene Ontology annotation, biological process: peptidyl-serine phosphorylation.